Molecule: messenger RNA, 1477 nt
Organism: Stylophora pistillata
Lineage: Eukaryota; Metazoa; Cnidaria; Anthozoa; Scleractinia; Pocilloporidae
Product: ras-related protein Rab-34
Molecular function (GO): GTPase activity; GTP binding
Source: RefSeq, a predicted model, not a curated record
CUCGACUGAGGUGGUUUUGGUGGAUGGAAUCUAAUGCUGACCAGAUCAAUCUCGCCGGUUGCCACUUAACACGCACCUGAUAUUGUAUUCCUUCGAGGUUUUGUCUUACGUCUUUUUUAAUCAGUCAAAUUGCCGGCUCAUGAAGUGAUAAACACGUCUUUCUUAAAUGUAUCUCGGAGUUUACAGGCAUUUGUAGCUUCCGGUACAACCAGUUUCAAACGUCUGUCGGCAAGAGACCGACCGAAAACAAAGGUCGUAACUACGGAAGUUUCUGAUCGUGGAUCGUUCCUCCACGAGUUGCGUCACGGUACAAAGGGAAUACUUUCGCAUCUCCGAGGCCGUUAACAUUAGUAUGAGUACAGCUGAGAAGGAUCGCGUGAUAAAUGAACUUCCCAAGUUUUAUACAGCUGAUGCAGCUCCAAGACAGGCUCCCAACUUUCACCCUAAAACCAAGGAUGCAUGUUCCACGGGAAACACUGGCAACAUGUACUUAAAGAUAGCCAAAUGUAUAGUCGUUGGUGACAGCGCUGUUGGGAAAACAUGUCUAGUUAACAGAUACUGUCGUAACCUAUUUGACAGAGAUUACAAAGCCACCAUUGGUGUUGACUUUGAAGUUGAGCGAUUUAUGAUUCUUGAUCAAGAGUUCAACAUGCAAAUUUGGGAUACAGCUGGUCAAGAGAGAUUUAAAUGCAUGGCUCAAUCCUACUACAGGGGAACACACGUGAUCAUCUUAGUAUUUGACCUCACAAGUAUCAAGACUCUUAACAAUACAAAGCAAUGGCUGGAGGAAGCUCUAGAACAAAACACAACAACUUGUCCAGAAAUUUUCCUUGUAGGAUCCAAGAAGGACCUCUGUAAAGGCAAUGACUUUUCACAAAUGGAGAUGCAUGCUCUGAAAGUAGCAGAAGAAAUUAACGCGGAAUACUGGAGUGUAUCAUCUAAAUCAGGAGAAAAUGUCAAAGGCCUUUUCCGUCGAAUAGCAGCGGUAACGUUCGAGCAAGCAAUUCUAUGUGAACUAGAAACUCAUGGAAAAAGGAUCAGUGUGCAACAGAUGGGAAGUGGGGGUGGCCUGAGGGUGGAAAAGAAGAAAAAAGAAGAUGAAGAAAAAGACAGACGACAAAAACCAAAGUGUUGCUCCGGGGCUCGUGGUCUUUAGGAAUUCAAAGCUUGCGCGACAGAUUUACGCAGCCGUUCUGUGAAUUAAAAGAACUGUGCACUCCCGUGCUUAUUCUUCGUCCUCGACGAUUGGACAAUUGAUAUGGUUGGCAUGAAUAUGGAAUUUGUAAUAUGCAGUUGUACAUGUACGGUUCCUCCUUUUCGCUUCUUUCAAAUACGUUUUGCUUUUUCCAUACCAACUGAAUCAAAAGUGUAAAUUCGAAAGCUAUUUUUAUUUCAAAGAAUUCUAGUACUGAUAUCAGAAAUUCAACCAAUGAGUGCGAAACAUGAGAAUAAUUAUGUACACUUGUUUAUUUGUUUA